UGGAUGCUCUGCACGCAUGCGCAGUCUACCUGUGAGGCUGCACAGAGGGCAGAAACACCCUCUGCUGUUUAGAGACCACAUCCUGUUGACUGUCUACUGUCUACUGUAACUCUACAGUCAGUGAAGACGCUGCUUUGCUCUGGAUCAAGUGUGUAAAGGAGGACCAGGCUGAAAUGAUCCCGCCUGCGAUCUAAACACGACCUGACUGCUGUAAACAUCAGACAGGAACUUUCCUCGUGGCCCUCACUUCCUGCCAGCACCGCCAUGUCGUGCCGGGACAUCCACGCCACCAACGCUUUUGCCUUCCUCGUUGCCUUUGUGUGUGUGGCGGGGAUUGCCGUGGCAGCUUUAAUCCCACAGUGGCGUGUAACGAGACUCGUCACUUUCAAUCGCAAUGCCAAGAAUAUCAGCGUGUAUGAUGGGCUGUGGGCUAAAUGUGUGAAACAGGAUGGCUAUUCAGGAUGUUACUACUAUGAUUCAGAGUGGUACUCUAAAGUGGACCAGCUAGAUCUGCGGCUCCUGCAGUUCUGUCUGCCUACAAGCCUGCUGUUUGGCUCUCUGGCCUUGCUGCUGUGCAUGGCAGGAAUGUGUAAGACUUGCUGCUGCUCAGACAAGCCUGAACCGGACAUUAAGACCCUCAGAUUCCUGGUCAACAAUGCAGGCUGUCACCUGGUGGCGGGGACGUUCUUGUUGCUGGGCGGCGCUAUCGCCAUCGCACCCUCUGCGUGGUUCCUGUUCCGCACCAAGGAAAUGAACAGCAGAUAUGACAACAUUUUCUCAGACGGCUUUGCUGUGUAUGUAUCUAUAGGCUGCUCUGGAGGACUAAUGCUGGCCGCCCUGCUGAUGUUCAUGUGGUACUGUAUGUGCAAAAAGUUGCCUUCACCCUUCUGGUUGCCUCUGCCCUCCAUGCCCACCUCGCUGUCCGCCCAGCCUCUCACGGCCAACGGAUAUCCUCCUUCCCCAGUUUAUGGUCCUCAGCCCUUCCCACCACAGGCCUUUCCUCCCACAGUGAUCGACGCCCAGCCUUAUGUGACCUCCCAGGGCUACGCUCAAAGUGUGGGUGCCCCUGUACCGCCACAGGUGUACAUGGCUCACAUUUCUGCCCCAGAUGGGUAUGGUUCAGAGAUGGGAGGGAACCAGGCCUACAGCUACGCUCCCUCGCAGAACUACGCUCCGUCGCAAAGCUACGCUCCGUCGCAGAGCUACGCACCCUCGCAGAGCUACGCACCAUCUCAGGGCUACGCAUCCAGCUACGCAGGCCAACGCUACUCCUCCCGCUCACGGAUGUCUGCCAUAGAGAUCGACAUCCCCGUGCUGACACAGGGACAGUAAGAGAAGAGAGGCUGAUAUCGUCAGCACAUUGAAGGCUUCUGUCCAUUAACCUCCAUGAAGUAGACCACUGAUAAAGCUAACACAGUUUAAUAACAUGAGAGCUAUUUGCAGCCACUAGAGUGAUGCAGUCAGUCAGUCUAGGUCUGUAAAUUGCUGAUUAUAGAAGAUGAAACCCAGUCAAAAGAACCCUGAGGUUACUAUAUGAAGGAUGACGUUUUAUUAAAAACAAAGAUCACUAGUGGAAACAACACUGUAUUCAGCUUAGUACUGUAAAAAGGGAAGAAAAUAAACAUUUCCAGCCACAAAUACUGAAAGACACCUCAACCAACUAGCCUUUUUCACUGUUUUACCAGCAGAGAAGGACCACUUAACAAUAGCUCCUAACUUGCUGAAGUGGCCAAUGGACCAGCUUACUAACUACAAGCAAAAUGAAAGUAGCAUUUGUGAAUGAAUAUAAAUUCCCACUCUUGAUUUUAGACUAAAGAAGCCCCGAUGAUGGCUGCCAAAAAGCGAGUUUCUGUUACAUUUGUUUAUGUUGGACACAUUAUAUUCAUACUCAAAUGACCUGUCACAUUUGUGUAAAGCUUACAGUAUGAAAGUCUUCUGUUAUCACUACUGAACAAAACUUUAUAUUACGUGGUUCUAGAUGGACAACUAUUAACUAACUCACCUGUUGAUAUCCUUGUUGUGUAACAUAGAAUUGUUAAUGUCACUUUGCCCUGUGAAGAGCAGCUGUUUUAAUGCACUAAUUAUGUGAAUACUGUGCCAGUGUACGUUGCCUUUGUUCACUUUGUUAUAGCCUUGAGUAUUUUCUAACAUAUUACUUAAUCAUUUCUUUUUCCGAAUUGUUAAUGUCAAAAAACUGUGGCACUAAGAAAUGUGUUAGCCGUGUCAAAUGUAAUGUACAGAUGCACAUUUUGAUCACUGUGUAGAAUUACAUUUUAAUUAUGAACUGUAAUGUUAAAAACACUAACAGAAAUGAGAAAUGAGUGCUGUUCAUUUCAUCUGCACUCAACAUGUCCACUGAUGAUUAAAACAUUUGCCAACUUAGCUGGAAGUGUAACGUUGUCCUGCGGUGGUAGUACUUGUAAUUCAGCCAAUUUUACAGAUUAAGUCUUGCCUUUGCAUAAUGAGCACUGAUCAAAAGUCUAAUGCAUUCAUGUUAUUCUACAACGUUGAGGUCAAAUGUUUUUUCUACACUGUCAUCUUUUUUUGUUUUUAUUAAAACAUAAAUCACAAUG
Sebastes umbrosus (honeycomb rockfish) is the source of this 2573-nucleotide messenger RNA. RefSeq names its product claudin 12 (gene cldn12). The record is from RefSeq and is a predicted model, not a curated record. The transcript is spliced from 3 exons. NCBI's taxonomy places the organism in Eukaryota, Metazoa, Chordata, Actinopteri, Perciformes, Sebastidae. The coding region runs from base 265 to 1332 and encodes 355 amino acids. Gene Ontology annotation, cellular component: plasma membrane.